UUUCUUCGAUUCCAAUAGUUCUUGGCGUUGGUGUCUAGGGUUUCGCCAUUCCCAAAUCCUCGAGGUGAAUUCGUCUUAUCCAUUCCCAGAUCUCCGAGCAAGCUUAUGAUGUGAAGGCCAUGGUAAUGAUCGUUUAGGCGCUCGUUUUCGACAAUGGCUUCCAUGAGGACAGACACGAACCUUAGUCCCGCAAGUUGCUCAAAGGGAAACUGUUGCGCACUGUGGUCAGGUGAGCUCGCGAAAACUGAUGUAGAUGAUGCAGUUGAGCUCUCUGUUGCUGCCUCUGAAGCUCUAGUUAUACAUGAGUUAGUCAAGAGCGAUCAGUUAGAGGCAGUGUAUAUACUGGAAGCUGCUCUGCGAAUGAGUAAAUCACGCCUCGAGAGUGUUUGUUGUACAAUGGAUUACCUGGAGGAAGUGGUUGAUCAGAGUGAUUCCUUUUCUGACUUUGAUGAUUCUGUAAUGUUGGAAGCUUUUCAAGAUGUCGGUUUAUCGAGUAGCAUUCAUGAUGGUGAGCCGCAAUGUCAUGUAAGUGUGUGUGAAGGUAGAAAUUGUUUACAGUCGGAAAGCUGUGAUGAUACUGGUGGGAAUGGACAGGAUUCCGAUGAUAAUUUUGUACAAGAUGACAACGGCAAGUUUUCUUCUGGUAAGAUGAGUACCUGUUCAGAAGGAGUAAAGGAUCCUGCAUUGUAUGAAGCAUCUGAGGAGAUCUCAGAAUUCACUCCACCAAAUAAGGACAAUGCUGAUCGUCUAGUUGGGCAGGGUGUCAUGUCUAAACCUUUGGUUCGCGAAACUAGUUUAUUGUCAGAAUCAGAAGAUAUCCCCAUAGAUAAAUGCUCGCUUGUGGAGAAACAUGGAGCUUGUUGUGGAUUAGCAUCACAGUCCAGCGUACACUUCGAUAGGUUUUGUGAGAGAGCUGAUGAAGUGGAUUCAAGCAUUCAUGACGAGGGAUCAUAUAAUCUAUCCCCCAUUGAUCAACUUUGCUCUGUUGUACCGUGCAGCAUUCCACAAGAAAAUGGAGUUCCAUUUCUUGCACUAGGUCAGAAUACGAUAGGCAUACCUGAAACUUGCUUUGGCUCCAUAGAAAAUCACAAUAAGGAGCAUUUGCCUAGGUUUUCAGGUGCUGAGAUUCGGUCUUAUAAACUUCAUGGGCAAGCUGUGGCGUCAUUUUUAAAUGGUUAUGCACAAUCCUCAACUCAAAUGAACUCAGCUUGGAUGAAGAACUACAUCAGACCUGCUCUCAAAGGUAGAGCAGUUACCCAUGCGGAGCCUGAAAACUUGCCAAGCUUAUUGCCUAAGCAACCUAUGUUGGUACAUCAUACAGCAGCAGGAGAAAAUGAAAACCAGAAGAACCACAAUGAAAAACCCGAGCUGCUCGUGGGAAAAGAAAAUCUUGAUGCAUAUCAUCCGAAACGUCUUCAAAACGUACAAUCAGAAUGUGAAGAUCUCUGUGAUAUGCAAGCCCCAGCAAGGAAAAGGGUGCGUUUCUCAGAAUUUGAGGUCAAGCAGCACCAGGAGAAGGUAUCCCAAGAGCAACAAGGUUUUACAGCUUCCAGAAGUAAAAGAACAAAAUACUCCAUUGCAUAUGUUCUGGAAAAACACUUAUCAUCACCCGGAAAAUACCACAGAAGAUCUGUGUUUCAGGGCCUGGAAUUCCUCCUAACGGGUUUUCCAAAUGGCAAGCAGAAAAAGAUUGAGCAACUCAUACAUAAACACGGUGGUAUAGUUCUGCAGGAUAUCCCCUCUCAUUCAAGUUCUAAACAGAGAAGGCAUUCAAAAGCUAGUUUCCGAUUGCUUCCCGUUAUUUUAUGUCUGAAGAAGCUACAAACUACCAAAUUCUUGUAUGGCUGUGCAGUGAAGACGUUGAUACUUCAACCCAAGUGGGUAACUGAUUCAAUUUCGGCCGGUUCAAUUCUUCCAUUUGUGAAAUACAUGAUUUUACCUAACCAGUCCAAGAUCAGAUGUACAAGAUCUGGAAAGCCAGUUCACUUUGUUGAAUCAAACCUCAUUUUUGAUGGAGUAGGCUUCAUGCUUUGUGGGAAAUGUAGGUUUUGUACUCAGCUUACAAUAAUAAUCAAGCACGGAGGGGGACACAUCUUCAAGUCUCUUCAUUCGCUCAUCCAAAGCAAAGAAGCAGGAAAGAUACGUUUCCCCGCCAUUGUUUAUGAAGAUGAGAGCAAGGUGUCUCGCCACUUGAGGCAAUGCGCAUUGGAGCGGGAGAUAAACGUGAUGCCGGCUAGUUGGAUAGUGAAGAGCUUGUUCUUUGGAAGCCUCCUGCCGACCACAAGAGAGUAACAAGUAUAUAUAUAUAUAUACCCUCCUUUGUUCAUUUGAUAUUUGUACAGCCCAAACCGUGAAGGUUGAUGUUUCCUUCCAUUUUGAAAAAAAUAUACUAAAUUAGUUUUUAUACGGGAUUUUGGAUCGAUUAUAAUUUAUAUUCCGUUAGA
Molecule: messenger RNA, 2444 nt
Organism: Tarenaya hassleriana
Lineage: Eukaryota; Viridiplantae; Streptophyta; Magnoliopsida; Brassicales; Cleomaceae
Exons: 8
Coding region: 154-2292 (712 amino acids)
Biological process (GO): positive regulation of transcription by RNA polymerase II; DNA damage checkpoint signaling
Cellular component (GO): nucleus
Molecular function (GO): histone binding
Source: RefSeq, a predicted model, not a curated record